AUGGCAGCAAGUUCAAGUAGAAAACGGAAGGUCGUUGAUGAACACAGAUUAUUUCAAGAUAAAUGGACGAAUUUAUAUCUUUUCGUCUGUGUCGGGGAAAAACCCAUUUGCCUCGUAUGUAAUGAAUCAGUUUCUGUGGUGAAAGAAUACAAUAUCAAGCGUCAUUAUGAGUCAAAACAUUCUAGUAAGUUUGCACAUCUUCAAGGACAAUUACGAAUUGAUAAGGUGGAGACUCUGAAGAAACAACUUAAAAAACAACAGAAUUCUUUUCACAAACAAAAUGAAGAUAGUGAAGCAAGUGUAAGAGUUAGCUACAUAAUUUCGGAGAAAAUUGCUAAGAAGUCAAAACCAUUUACCGACGGUGAAUUCAUAAAAGAAUGUAUGGAGGCCGCAGCGGAAGUUUUAUGUCCCUCGCAAAAACAACUUUUUUCCAAAAUAAGUCUCUCCGGCGUUACAGUCGCAAGGAGGGUAGAAGAAUUGGCUAAUGAUAUCGAACGAUCAUUAAAGGAACGCGUGUCGCAAUUUGUUUAUUACUCCAUUGCACUCGACGAAAGUACCGACAUAACUGACACCGCUCAACUGGCAGUGUUCAUUCGCGGCAUUGACGUUAAUUUUGUCGUUACCGAAGAAAUGGCUGCUCUUUUUCCUAUGAAAGGUAGUACAAGAGGAUGUGAUGUGUUGGAAUCGUUCAAUUCCGUCAUAGAUAGAUAUGGACUCAAAUUAUCAAAUUUGGCUGGAAUUUGCACAGACGGCGCACCAUCUAUGGUUGGAAAAAACGAAGGACUUGUUGCUUUAAUAAAGAAAAAUAAUCCCGAUGUCUCUUUAAUACAGUACCACUGUAUCAUACAUCAAGAGAAUUUAAGUGCUAAGUCAGUUAAUAUUCAAGACGUUAUGAGUAUUGUGGUAAAAACCGUUAACUUCAUCAAAUCUCGAGGUCUUAACCACAGGCAAUUUCAGGAGUUUUUAAAAGAACAAGACGCCGAAUAUGGUGACAUUACCUAUUUCUGUGAUGUUCGUUGGCUUAGCAGGGGAAAAAUGUUAAAAAGGGUGUUCGAUUUGCGAAAAGAAAUUGCAGCAUUUAUGCUUAAUAAGGAUAAAGCUAUUCCACAGUUUGGUGAUGAAGCAUGGCUAAGUGAUUUUGGAUUUCUUGUUGAUAUAACAGCACAUCUCAAUGAUUUAAAUAAGAAAUUGCAAGGAAAAGAUAAUAUGGUUCAUGAACUAUUUGACGCUUUAAAAGCGUUUGAAGUGAAGUUGGAGUUGUGGAUCAAUCAGUUAAAAAAUAAUAUGACCACGCAUUUUCCACAUUUAUCGUCAUGUCGAAUUCUCAACAUGGACAAAUAUAUUACCGCGCUGCUGGAUCUGAAAACACAAUUCGAGUCGCGUUUUACCGAUUUCCGAAAACAUGAAAAAAGCUUGAAUUUGUUUGCUCGCCCAUUCAAUGUUUCUGUCGAAGAUGUCCCUGAUGAUGUUCAGAUGGAGUUGAUAGAAUUACAAUGCAACUCUUCUUUGAAAGACAAAUUCAACUUAGUAUUGUUCGAGUUCUAUUCAAAAUACAUCACUACUACACAUUUUCCUAAGAUAAGAGACCAUGCACUGAAAAUGACAUCUCUGUUUGGUACCACAUACCUGUGCGAGCAGUUAUUUUCUCGGAUGAAAAACGUUAAGUCGAAGACAAGGAGUAGAAUCACCGAUAUUCACCUAGAAAACAGUUUGAGGAUUUCAACGACCACCAUAGGGACUGAUAUUGAUAAGCUAGUUAAGAAUAAACAAUGUCAAUCGUCUCAUUGA
Colias croceus (clouded yellow) is the source of this 1788-nucleotide messenger RNA. RefSeq names its product general transcription factor II-I repeat domain-containing protein 2-like. The record is from RefSeq and is a predicted model, not a curated record. Bases 1 to 1788 code for a protein of 595 amino acids. Lineage: Eukaryota; Metazoa; Arthropoda; Insecta; Lepidoptera; Pieridae. The transcript has a single exon.